GGAUAUGAGAAAGCAGAUCCUGCACAAUUUGAGUUGCUCAAAGUUCUUGGUCAGGGAUCCUUUGGAAAGAAGUAUGGUCUGCAAUGGACUUGGAGAAAAGGGGGAAAAAAAGACUGGUUGGUCUACACAGAAAGUGUGAGAAGCACUACACUAGAUGAGUAUGAAAACUGUAAACCUGAAAUGGUCCUUGAGUUUAGGUCUGAUAUAAAGAAUAGGAGAAGCAGAGAUUAAAUGAAGUAAGGAUUCCACCCCCUCACCUUCCCAGUUGGCUGAUACAUAAUUAUCACAUAAAAUAUUUGGAUUAAAGGGUUUUAAGCUCUACCUUAGGAAAGAGGCAAGACAAAAAAUUAAUUAAAAGCUCUCCCAUCUGCAGUUUUGUGUGAACAAGUUAGUUACUUGACCACAUUUUAAAGUUAAGCAACACUUGAAUAGAACUUGUUAGAGUUGAGGAUGGCAGGUAAGGCAGUGAACACGUUUUACUAAAUAAUUAAACAAAUUGAAACAACCCUUUACUAAUAAAUAACUCAUAAAACUGUAAUAUACUUAUAUUUAUCUUCAUAACUGAGGCUUUUUAAAACUUAGCUUUUAAUGAGUCAUAAUCCUGGUUUGAAAAUAUGAGAUAUUAUUACUUAAGCUUACUUGGUAGCUUUAAAUAAUUUAACUUCCAUUUCUUUAUUGAAAUAUUUGCCAUCUUUAUUCUUUUUCUUGGCAGACAGAUAAGAAUUGCCUCUGCUUUCUUAUUAGAAAAUAAAAUACCUGGUAACUUCUAAAAUGGACCAAUAGGGAAGUAGAAAUGAAGGUAUCAAAUUAAUGGUCAUCACAUUUGUUUGCUCCUUAUUAAGGUAACAAAAAGGAACUUGGGUCUUAUAAGGAGCUCCCUUAGCUCAAAUUGUCUUUCGUUAUAUUAUUUAUCUCUUACAUCAGAAACUUCUCAAAUGUUCUUUAAAAUGUUCUUUUCCACAAUAGGAUGUAUGGGAGUGUGAUUCACUAAGUGAAUGAAAAUGAGAAAAUAUUAACCAAGUAUAAUUUAUAGGGAAAGGUAUAUCUAUAAAAUUAGAGAAAAUGCAAGGCCAUAUGUAUGUGCUAAUGUAUAUGUUUAGCAGCAAUGGCUUGGUAUGUGAAUUUCACUGUUUUAACUUUAAUUCUCCUAUUAGGUUUUUCUUGUUAGAAAGAAGACUGGUCCUGAUGCUGGACAGCUCUAUGCAAUGAAGGUGUUAAAAAAAGCUUCUUUAAAAGUUCGAGACAGAGUUCGGACAAAGAUGGAGAGGGAUAUACUGGUGGAAGUAAAUCAUCCAUUUAUUGUCAAAUUGCACUAUGCCUUUCAGACUGAAGGGAAGCUGUAUUUAAUACUGGAUUUUCUCAGGGGAGGAGAUGUCUUCACAAGAUUAUCCAAAGAGGUUCUGUUUACAGAGGAAGAUGUGAAAUUCUACCUCGCAGAACUGGCCCUUGCUUUGGAUCAUCUGCACCGAUUAGGAAUUGUAUAUAGAGACCUGAAGCCAGAAAACAUUUUGCUUGAUGAAAUAGGACAUAUCAAGUUAACAGAUUUUGGACUCAGCAAGGAAUCAGUAGAUCAGGAGAAGAAGGCCUACUCAUUUUGUGGUACAGUGGAGUAUAUGGCUCCUGAAGUAGUAAAUAGAAGAGGUCAUUCCCAGAGUGCUGAUUGGUGGUCAUAUGGUGUACUUAUGUUUGAAAUGCUUACUGGUACUCUGCCAUUUCAAGGUAAAGACAGAAAUGAGACCAUGAAUAUGAUAUUAAAAGCAAAACUUGGAAUGCCUCAGUUUCUUAGUGCUGAAGCACAAAGUCUUCUAAGGAUGUUAUUCAAAAGGAAUCCAGCAAAUAGAUUGGGUUCAGAAGGAGUUGACGAAAUCAAAAGACAUCUUUUUUUUGCAAAUAUUGACUGGAAUAAAUUAUAUAAAAGAGAAGUUCAGCCUCCUUUCAAACCAGCUUCUGGAAAACCAGAUGAUACUUUUUGUUUUGAUCCUGAAUUUACUGCAAAAACACCUAAAGAUUCUCCUGGUUUGCCAGCUAGUGCUAAUGCUCAUCAACUCUUCAAAGGAUUCAGCUUUGUUGCAACUUCUAUUGCAGAAGAAUAUAAAAUCACUCCGAUCACAAGUGCAAAUGUAUUACCAAUUGUUCAGAUAAGUGGAAAUGCUGCCCAAUUUGGUGAAGUAUAUGAAUUGAAAGAGGAUAUUGGUGUUGGCUCCUAUUCUGUUUGCAAACGAUGCAUACAUACUGCUACCAACAUGGAAUUUGCAGUGAAGAUCAUUGACAAAAGUAAAAGAGACCCCUCAGAAGAAAUUGAAAUUUUGAUGCGCUAUGGACAACACCCUAACAUUAUCACUUUAAAGGAUGUUUAUGAUGAUGGUAGAUAUGUUUACCUUGUUACGGAUUUGAUGAAAGGAGGAGAGCUACUUGACCGUAUUCUCAAACAAAAAUGUUUUUCAGAACGGGAAGCUAGUGAUGUACUGUUUAUAAUAACUAACACAGUUGACUAUCUUCAUUGUCAAGGAGUUGUUCAUCGUGAUCUUAAACCCAGUAAUAUUUUAUACAUGGAUGAAUCAGCCAACGCAGACUCCAUUAGGAUCUGUGAUUUUGGGUUUGCAAAACAGCUUCGAGGAGAAAAUGGACUUCUCUUAACUCCAUGCUACACUGCAAACUUUGUAGCACCUGAGGUUCUUAUGCAACAAGGCUAUGAUGCUGCUUGUGAUAUUUGGAGUCUGGGAGUCCUUUUUUACACAAUGUUGGCUGGCUAUACUCCAUUUGCUAAUGGCCCCAAUGAUACUCCUGAAGAGAUACUGCUGCGUAUAGGCAAUGGAAAGUUCUCUUUGAGUGGUGGAAACUGGGACAGUAUUUCAGAUGGAGCAAAGGAUUUGCUUUCCCAUAUGCUGCAUAUGGACCCACAGCAGCGGUACACUACAGAACAAGUAUUAAAACACUCGUGGAUAACCCACAGAGAUCAGUUGCCAAAUGAUCAGCCAAAUAGGAAUGAUACAUCACAUGUUGUUAAGGGAGCAGUGGUCGCCACAUAUUCUGCCCUGACUCACAAGACCUUUCAACCAGUCCUAGAGCCUGUUGCUGCUUCAAGCUUAGCUCAACGACGGAGCAUGAAAAAGCGAACAUCAACUGGCCUGUAAGAUUUUUAGUGUUCCUCAGCCAAACUGGAUGAAUAAAAAUUUAAAUGUGUGGCUUUUUGUCUAAUCUUAUAUCAAAGGCAUUGUUUUCUACUACAUUACUUGAAUAUUCUGUUUAAGCUUCCUUUUUUUAAGGGGGAGUGAGAUAAAAAACAUAUACAGGUCCACAAUAUUCAUACUGCAUUGUUUUUCAGUAGUGUCCAAGUGUUUAUUUAAGUAUAAAAUUGGUGUCUACAAGGUCCUACCAACUUCUCUGCACACUAACUUCUAAAGUUCCUUUCAAAUAAAGUUACUUUAAUAGUUUUUCUGGUUAUGUAAAAUAAUGGUUUGGGGAAUCAUUAUCAACAGUUAAGAUGGAAGUAUAAUAGUAUAAUGCCAAGCAAUGUCAGUAUUUUUUAACAUUAGAUCCUGAAAGGAUAGGCUUCUUUUUUUUUAAGAAAAUCAAACAAAAAAUGUAUUUUAGAAACUUAUUGUGUGUAACCAAAGGACUCCACUCAUUUGACUCUCUGUAGUUACUAAAAUGUAAACAUAGUAGUUUAGUGCCAGAUGAAAAAAUCAUUUGUGCUAAUAUGUGAACUCCUAAUAUGGUUGAUGCCAAAUUUUACAGAAGAAUUAAAUCACAGAUAAUGUGUGCCGACAGACCUGUAUAUUAUCCAUAAGUGGCCUCAUCUAGAAAUAAAGGUUUUCAUAAGGCUUCUGUAAAUUUUACAUCUAAUGGAAUUGUAAUACAAGUGAAGAAAUGUUUAGCCGAAGGCUUUAUAUUGGUGUUGUAAUCUACUAAAUAGGUCAUAGUUAAGCCUUUGAAAAUAAAGUACCUGGUGUUGGCACUACCUUGGUGUUAUGUAAGCUGACUUUCAAGUUAACCAAUUGGAUUUAAUUAUCAUCUGUCCCUUUAUAAUGAACUACACUGUUGUUUUUUGGACUUCCAUGUGCUUUGAAUUACAGUGUAGCAUAUUAAUCUAUCUUUAAUCCUGUGGUCAUAUAGUUGAAACUUUACUGUAGUGGACUUGUGAGCUUAGCACACAUGAUAUAGUUAUAAUGCAUUUCAGUAAACUGUAGAUAAUGCUACAUAAUAGUUGACUUCAAGAAGAUAAACAGUCUUUUUAAAUAGAAAUUAAUGUUAAUGAUCUGCAUAAAAUUUGAACACAUUUUAAAAUCAUAUUUAUAAUAAAAAGGUCUGGCCAAAUUUGUCCUAUUAUUAAAUUUUAUGAUUCAGAACCACUGCGUAGUAUGUAUUGUUUUCUCUAAAUGAUGGAAUUUGAAAGAAUCUUUUUGUGUUGUUGAAGAAAAUACCAUUACUACUACUUUAAAUACCAUUACUACUGCUACUACUGCUGCUACUGCUACUGCUACUGCUACUGACAGAAGGAACUCAUGAAUGUAAACUGGAGGAUAUUACACUUUUCUUUAGUGAAUAUAAGUGAUCUACU
Molecule: messenger RNA, 4561 nt
Organism: Balaenoptera acutorostrata (minke whale)
Lineage: Eukaryota; Metazoa; Chordata; Mammalia; Artiodactyla; Balaenopteridae
Gene: RPS6KA6
Product: ribosomal protein S6 kinase A6
Exons: 20
Coding region: 1206-3134 (642 amino acids)
Biological process (GO): protein phosphorylation
Molecular function (GO): ribosomal protein S6 kinase activity; ATP binding; magnesium ion binding
Source: RefSeq, a predicted model, not a curated record